AUGAACCGCCUGUGCGCCGCGGUGGCGUGCUCGCAGCCGUCCCCCGUCACGCGCGCCUACCUCCUCACGGCCCUGGCCAAGCUGGCCGUCGCCGCGGGGGGGCUGGUGCCGCCUGAUGCGGAGGAGCUGCUGGCCAAGGGGGCGGGGUCGGUGGACGUUGAGCUGCAGCAGCGCGCCAGGGAGGCGCGCACUCUCAUAGGCACGCCCGCGCUGGCCGCGGCCGUGCUGCCUCCCGACGCCUCCUGCGAGGAGUUUGACAGCCACGAGCUCUCAGCCGCCCGCUCCCUCUCGUUCCUCGACGCCCACGUGGCCGCGGCGCUGGCAGGGGGCGCGGCGCCGUACGCGCCGCCGCCGGAGCUGGCAGGAUUGGACGAGGGCGACCUGGAGGGGGCCCUCGAGGCGCUGGGCGGCGGCGGCGGCGGCGGCGGGGCGCACCACCAGCAGCAGCACCACGCGCUGCGCUUCGAUGCGUAUGAGCCCACCGCCGCGCCGGCCGGCGGCGCGGCGGCGGCGGCCGCGGCGGCGCGGCGCGCGGGGGCGGACGAUCUUCUGGGGAUUGGCGGGGGCGCGGCGUCGCCGCAGCCGGCGGCGGCGACAGGGGUGCAGCAGCAGCAGCAGCAGCAGGGGCCGCAGCUGGUGCUUAAGGGUAGCGGCCCGCGGCGGUGGGGGCCGUCAGACUUUGCAGCGCCGAGCAGCAGCGGAUCGGCGGUCGCGUCCGCCGGAACUGCGGCAGCGGGCCAGCAGCAGCAGCAACAGCCACAGCAGCAGCAGGCCCCUGCCGCGCGCGGCGCGUCGCCGGCGCUUGGCGGGCGGCAGCAGGCGGAGCGGAGCAAGCUCGCUGCGUCGCUCUUUGGGGACGGCGGUGGUGGUGGCGGCGGCGGCGGCGGCAUCCGCCCGGCAGCGCAGCAGCAGCAGCAGCAGCAGCAGCAGCAGCAGCAGCAGCAGCAGCAGGUUUCCUUGAUAGGGGACCUCCUAGGCGACGACGAGCCCGCGCCAUCCGCCGCGCCGCCGCCGCCGGCGGGCGGCCGCGCUGGCGGCGGCGGCAGUGGCGGAGGCCUCGACCUUUUGGAUUUCGGGGACUCGGCUCCGAGUCCGGCCCCGGCGGCGGCGAGCGGCGGCGGGGCCGGCGGCGGGUUUGGCGGCCUGGACGAUUUGCUGGGGGGCCCCGUUGGCGGCGGCGGUGGCGGUGGGUUGGACAACGGUCUCCUUGGGGGGCUGGGCAGCUUGACCUCAUCGCCGCAGCCGACGCAGCAGCAGCAGCAGCAGCAGCAGGCAGCGGUGCCGGCACAGGCGCAUGCGCAGGCGGCGUCGCGGCCGCUGAUGCCGGGGGCUAUGGCGGCGAAGGGGUCCGCAGGUGGUGCCGCCAAGGGGCUUGGCGCCAAGACGCCCCUGGACCCUUUCGGCGACCUGCUGGGCUAG
This is a messenger RNA of Monoraphidium neglectum, 1419 nucleotides long. RefSeq lists its product as hypothetical. Gene Ontology annotation, cellular component: AP-4 adaptor complex. Gene Ontology annotation, biological process: receptor-mediated endocytosis. Gene Ontology annotation, molecular function: cargo adaptor activity. The transcript has 3 exons. The coding region runs from base 1 to 1419 and encodes 472 amino acids. The record is from RefSeq and is a predicted model, not a curated record. NCBI's taxonomy places the organism in Eukaryota, Viridiplantae, Chlorophyta, Chlorophyceae, Sphaeropleales, Selenastraceae.